Messenger RNA from Chelonia mydas (Green sea turtle), 4336 nucleotides. RefSeq names its product tRNA splicing endonuclease subunit 2 (gene TSEN2). NCBI's taxonomy places the organism in Eukaryota, Metazoa, Chordata, Testudines, Cheloniidae. The transcript has 12 exons. Gene Ontology annotation, molecular function: tRNA-intron lyase activity; nucleic acid binding. Gene Ontology annotation, biological process: tRNA-type intron splice site recognition and cleavage; tRNA splicing, via endonucleolytic cleavage and ligation. The coding region runs from base 918 to 2405 and encodes 495 amino acids. Gene Ontology annotation, cellular component: tRNA-intron endonuclease complex. The record is from RefSeq and is a predicted model, not a curated record.
AGGAGAGGCGUCACCCGACCGAGCCGCCUCGCCUUUCCUACCCGAACGCUGGUCUGGUCGCAGCCAGGUUCUGUGGGAGCGGGGCAGAAGGGAGGCGAGGGAUUUGGGGUCCCCCCAGGGCCCGCCCCGCCGUGAGAUGGGGUGAUAAGGCCCCUUCCCCCAAACUGUGGGCGGACCGACGAAGGCGCCUCCUCACCCCCCUCACUUGGCAGCGCCCGGCCCACUGGGCGCGGCCCCCUUGUAAUUUGGGGGUGGUCUCUCGGCCUGCCUUUCAGCUUCCUCCGUUCGCAAAGCCAGUCAAGUGCGCAUGCGCGGAAGCUAGCGUUAACUACUUCCAAGCUCGCUCCCCCGCUUGUGCGCGCGAGAAGAAACGGGGGCUUGAGAGAGGCUGGGCUUAAAUCUAAGAGGUCGCGUGGCUCCCUCGCGCCGCUAGUCGGUUUGUUUUGCGACGCCGUCGCUGUUUUACGGCCCCGUGGUUGCUAUGGUAACGGAAGGGCGCCUAGUCUAGAAGAACAGGCUGUUGUGGCGUCGGGGGCCCCCGUUGGGGAGCCCGUGACACGGCUCAGCCUCAGCCACCGCCAUAGGGGGGCCGGCGAGAGUCACCCCGCGCCUCAGAGUAGGUGUAUGGCCUGCACGCAUGGCGUACACAGGGCUAGAACAUCAGGCCUCGGGCCUCCCUUGGUGGCCCCCGCUCUGUGGAGAGGAGACCCCUGCGACGACCGCCUGAUGAUGCCUGUAUGCGCAGUAUGGUGAUGCUGCUGAUGUCCCAGUGUAACAGUGACUGGACCUUGCACUGACAUGGCCUGUCCCCUCUGCGUUCGUUAUUUGCGUGCUGCCGUAAACAUACCCUGUGAUAAGUAGGGAAAGGCAGUGCCUGAUUCCCAGAGCCUGGCACAGGGUGGUACUAUGCAAAGAAGAUGUUAAAAGUCUGGGGGGAGAGGAGACGUCUGGUCUGGGAACGUUACUAUUGGGAAAUGGCAGAAGCAGUUUUCCAUGCCCCAAGAAGGAAAAGAAGAGUGUUUGAGUCAUAUGAUUCGCCAUUCCCUAUUCCUGCCUCCCAGGAAGACAUCUGUGGGAAGGAUUUCAAGAUAUACCAGGCUGAAGUUAUUAACAACAAUGUAAUUGUGAGGAACCCCGAAGACAUAGAACAGCUGUAUAGCAAGGGCUAUUUUGGAAAAGGUAUUCUUUCGAGAAGCAGACCAGAAUACAAUAUUUCAGACCCUUUAUUGGUUGCUAAGUGGCAAGAUGUCAAGAUAAACAUGCCCAUACUCUCAUCAAAAAAGUACCAGUGUCAUCUAGAGUGGGCUAAAAGCCUAAUGCAAGAACAAGGACUUGAUGACUGCUCCGUUAACAAAAUUCUUGAAAAUUAUACUAAGCCAUUUGAUCUGCCUUUUAUGAAAGGGGAAGGAGAAGUUGCACAAAAUGAUGACUCUUACUGCAGAAUGGCUGCAGAAAUGGAAAAUGUAGCAGAUGGAAUGAAACUUUCAAGAGAUUCUGCCAUAAAUAAUGGAGAUUCAGCAGCAUCAAAUGUUAAAUGUCAUAACAUGAGUGUAGACUGCAAGAAAGCUUGUUUGGAAGGUGAUUCAGCUUACGAUGAUCCAUCGGCCAACUAUGGCUCUGAGGAACUGUAUACAUUGGAUACUAAAGCUAUAGUUGAAGUACAUUGCCAAAAACAUGAUGAUUUUAUUGUGCACUGUGGCUGCAAGGCCAAAGACUAUACUAACCAAGUAUUUCAUGACUUCGCCAAAGGGAAAGAAUAUGCUUAUGAGUAUGUAUUGGUGCAGGAAGAAGAAAGCAAAUUGUGUCAUGAAGAUGAAGCAGCAAAUGAUGAAUCAAAUUUAAUCAAAAGGGAAAAAUUAGUAUGCAGAAGAAAUCCAUUUAGGAUUUUUGAAUAUUUGCAACUCAGUCUGGAGGAGGCAUUUUUCUUGGUCUAUGCUCUAGGAUGUUUGACUAUUUAUUAUAAUGAGGAACCUUUAACUAUUUUGAAGCUAUGGGAAGUUUUUAGUGAAGUGCAACCUAAUUUUAGAACUACAUACAUGGCAUAUCACUACUUCCGAAGUAAAGGAUGGGUCCCCAAAGUAGGACUGAAGUAUGGAACCGAUCUCUUGCUAUAUCGAAAAGGUCCCCCCUUUUACCAUGCAAGUUACUCGGUCAUUGCUGAACUGGUUAAUGAUAACUUUGUAGGGUCACUGCGCAGACCGCUCAACUGGAUGUCUUUGUCUGGCUUGAACAGAACAACAAUGAAUGUUUCUAAGGAACUUAUGUUAUGCUACUUGAUUAGACCGUGUGAUAUGACUGAGAAAGAAAUGUCAUCUCCAGACUGUCUAAAAAGAAUUAAAGUUCAAGAACUGAUUGUAAAUCGUUGGGUCUCUUCCCGGGAGCGCAGUGAACAAGAUGAACUAUAAUAAGAUGGACCAAGAAAUCAGUGUUAAAGGAGCAAAUAUUAUAAGCAAAUUAGGUUGAGAAAAAUCUAAUCUUUACAUGGCUGAGUUGAGCCAUAUUCCUGUUUAAAAUAUUCUGAAUGCAUGUGUGAAUGCUGUUUAAAAUUGUACUGAACAUGGAGUAUGGUGUGUACUAUCAGAGAAGGUUGUAGCGAAAAAACAAAAUGGAUAACUGUAUUUGUCCAUGUGAAAAAAAAUUAAAGUAAUCUCUUCCCAAUCCAGCAUACAUUUGUAUUCCUAUAGAACUUCUAAAAGUGUUGCUAGCAAAACUAACUGCACUGCAUUGAUUGCUAACAGUAUAAUAUGUAACAAAUCCACACGCAUCUAGGACUUCACACUGAUUACUAGACUGCAUGCUAUGGCCAUUUGGUGCCUCACAGCCACUACAUAAACUCUUCUGUCCCUGCUCUGAAAGCACAAGCCUUUGCUGAUCGAACUAAAUCUUUGUUAGCAGCGUUACCAGGGAGAGGAAGGAUCGCCCACUAGUUUAGGAUUUGGGAGACUAGGAUUCAGGUCCCAGACUUCCUGUGUGAUCUUAAGCAUGUCAUGUAGUCUCACUGUGCCUCAGUAAAAUGAGAAUAAUAACACUUCCCAACUCCAAAGAGGUGUUGUGGAGAUAACUACAGUGAAGACUGAGACAGAUACUAUUUUAAUAGGGCAGCCAAAUAAGUACCUUAUAUAAACAGCAUAGGGCCUAUGUGACACAAAGCAAGCAGUUCUGAUUACGUCAAAUAGAGGGAAGGGGAGAGAGAUGAUACCCAAGUUCAUUGGUAUGGUUGGUAAUCUAAAAUCUAGUUUAACUUUGACUUAGGUUGAAAUUUCUCAAAGCACAGCUGAAAUUCCAAUUAUUGCUGUAUUUAACAUAAAUAAAACUGAAUGCUGGGCAGCCUGCUACUUUUACGCUUGUCACUGUGAUUUGGCAUUAAAAGUAUUCCAUAAUAUGAAAUGUCAUGAAGGUAAGUUAUCAAGUGUCCCCUUUGGUAGCACUUCAGGUGUCAUUAGUCAUAGAAGAUAACCUGGUUAGCCAAUUGAACUGGUUUUAGUGGAUGUUGCUUUACACACUGUGACCUAUUCUUUUCUACACUGUUUCCAUUCAGCACAGCAGGGGCUCCUUGAUUCUUUGGCCAGUUCUACCCUGAGCUCAGCAGAAGCAAGAGUUGAUCUAAACUCUGCCAGCUGGUAAUGGUCCUCAAGGAAUCAUCUGCCAGCAAGGGAUAGUCAACACAGUGUAAUCCAGCCAUAUCUUCUUCUGUUUCAGCAAUGUAGCAAUAUAAAGCACCAUUUCAUUGUAGAUUACACUAUGUAUAAAAUUGAAAAAAGGGAAAAAUAUUCUUAUGUUUGUGUUUUCCCUCUGUAGCGUCUGUACUGUAAUUGGAAAUGUUGUGGCUGGAUAAUGGCUUCUCUCUCUUCAAGCUGAAUGUCAAGGUAUUUAUAGAAAGCAGAUAUCAAGGUAUUUUUUUUCAAAGAGCAGACCAUACUUAAUAUUUUCAAUGCUAUUGCACCAAAUUAUUUCCUUUAGAAGUGCAUAACCAGGGAGACCAAAACUUGCCAUAUAUUUUCAUUCACAAAGUGUAUUCCGAUUGGUAAAAGCACAGAAGGUCCUUGUUCUGAGCCAAUCAGAAAUUCACCCUUGAGCAGAAACACAUCUCAAGGCCCAGCACUAUUUAAGUUCCAUUUGAAUUCUCAAAAUAUGGAUUAAGUAGUACAGAGGGGGUUUGUGCUUACCCUGUGAACAGGGGUGAAUUUCACCCUAAUGAGAACUUCUCUUGCAGUGUUCUUAUUUUUCAUUUUUGGAGUGCUUGAUGUUAAAUUCAAUUUUAAAAUAUAGUAAACAAUGGCAGAAGGCAUUUAUGACAUUAAGAAAUAAAUGGAACUGUGUGGUGUAAGAAGUUAAA